Messenger RNA from Jaminaea rosea, 3642 nucleotides. Its product is annotated as ATP-dependent DNA helicase. The record is from RefSeq and is a predicted model, not a curated record. The transcript is spliced from 4 exons. Lineage: Eukaryota; Fungi; Basidiomycota; Exobasidiomycetes; Microstromatales. Gene Ontology annotation, biological process: double-strand break repair via homologous recombination; DNA replication. The coding region runs from base 1 to 3642 and encodes 1213 amino acids. Gene Ontology annotation, molecular function: nucleic acid binding; four-way junction helicase activity; ATP binding. Gene Ontology annotation, cellular component: RecQ family helicase-topoisomerase III complex; nucleus; chromosome.
AUGACAGGUGAUGAUGGCCGCGACGACGACGGCAGCGUCCGCAAUGCCCAAGAAGAAGAUAGCUUCGAGGGAAGCGCUACAGCUCAAGGUAGUAACAAGGAGAAUGACGCGAGUCAGGUCAAGAGCAUUGCCUCGAGUGGCACUCGCAGAAUCGUCAAGCCAGAUCCAGACGAUGACGACGACGACAUAGUGUUCCAAGUGAUCGCUACGCCCCCUGCUCGCCCUGAGACGUCACGCGCCAGCGAGAAUCAGCCUCCUUCUGCCGUCAACGCUGCUAGCUCCAGCAGAGUCGUCGUGGGAAGACUCAAUGGCAAUGGUCCAUCGUCUUCUUCAUCUGACUCGCGCUCCUCUAAUCCUCCUUCCAGUGGUAUGAUGCCACCAGCGAGCGUCACGUCGUCCGGCGAUUUUCUCGAGGACAAAUCGACCGAUGACCUCAACGCCAUGCUCAUGGCCAACCUUCAGCGCAAGGACAAGGUCAACGAGCAGCUCAUAGAGCUCAUGGAGGGCAAUGCUCCGCCUGGUACAGAUCCAGAGUGGCUCAAGUCUUCGAGACAAUUUCUCACUGCUCGCAUCGAGCAUAUAAAGAAGAUUCUCGCUGAGCGCGGGUCGGCCAGCUUUCCAGGAUCAUCUCAGCCGCCUCAGCCCGCACAGCCUCCUCGCGAGCUCUCCCCGCCACAAAUCUCGGCGGCAGCUCCCAUCCAUCGCAGCCAGCAGCAACGCAGCACAUCGUCGAUGAAUCGCCAUCAUACCUUCGACCGACCGACGGAGCAACGGCCUUCGCCUUCUCCUCCCACACCGCCACCACCUGCAUCUGCUCGUCGUACAGGCUCUUCAGCAAAGCGCUUCGUUCCUAGCCUGCCGAGUGCGGGACCUGUUCGCAGCCCGCAGCCUCGUGCGCCUGUCGAGCGAAUCAGAGCUGCAGACUAUUCCCACCACGAGAAGGGAUUGGGGCCCGACGAACAGGGUGACGAUGCAGACUUUACCAAUCUCGACUCUGCCUUCUUCGACGAUGAUGAGGAAGCACUCAUGGCGGAAAUACAAGGAGAAGAGGAAGCCUUGAAUCGAGCCUCGACGUCUCGCGUCCAAUUCGACUCUAGACGGCCACAGCCUGGCAGCUCUGGCUCCGGAGCAGGACCGGCAGCAGCGGCCGGGGCGGCGAGGAGUCCAGUCAGCCACCGUACCACACUGAAGCGCCAUCACGAGGGCAACGCUGAGGUGGCAAAGAAGCGCGUGAGCAUGCGCGAGCAGAUGAACUACGUCUGGUCACGCGAUGUCGCCAAAGCGCUGCGUCGCACCUUCAAGCUGCAUGAAUUCCGCAACAACCAGCUCGAAGCAAUCAAUGCUACUCUCAACGGUGAAGACGUAUUCUGCCUCAUGCCCACGGGCGGGGGCAAGUCACUCUGCUACCAGCUACCCGCACUCAUCGACUCUGGUCGCACACAAGGAGUCACCAUCGUUAUAUCCCCACUCCUCUCCCUCAUCCACGACCAAGUCCGGCACCUUCUCGACAAGACGAUUCCCGCCCUCAUGCUUACGGGGGACAUGGCCGUCUCAAAGCGCGAGUUCGCGUUGCAGGAGCUCUUCUCGAAGCAGGUGACCACACGUCUCCUCUACCUCACGCCCGAGUUCGUGGGUAGAUCAAGACAAGCAACGGACAUCUUCACUAGUCUCCACCGCAAGAAGCUCCUGGCUCGCUUCGUCAUCGAUGAGGCGCACUGUGUCUCUCAGUGGGGCCAUGACUUUCGCCCAGAUUACCAGACGUUGGGCAAGCUUAGGCAGGACUACCCAGGGAUCCCCGUGAUGGCUAUGACAGCAACAGCGAAUGAUCGCGUCAAGACAGACGUCGUGUCUAGUCUGGGGAUCAAGGGCUGUAGGGUGCUCGAGCAAUCCUUCAAUCGUGCAAAUUUGCGGUACGAGGUGCGCGACAAGAAUGCCAAGACGGUCAUUGCCGACAUAGCCAAGUUCAUCCAAACUUCUCAUCGCAACCAAUGCGGCAUCGUGUACUGCCUUUCUCGCCGUGCUUGCGAGGAAGUAGCAGAGCGGCUCAAGCGUGACCACAAUCUGCAAGCGCAGCACUACCACGCCGCCUUGAGCAAGCAGGAUCGCCUCGCCAUCCAGGAGUCGUGGCAGGCAGGGGAAUUCCGCAUCAUCGUCGCCACCAUCGCGUUCGGCAUGGGCAUCGACAAGGGAGACGUGCGCUUCGUUGUUCACCAUACCCUACCGCAGUCCCUCGAGGGAUACUAUCAGGAGACGGGAAGAGCAGGAAGAGACGGGAAGAGCUCGACAUGUGUUCUCUUCUUCAAUCAUCGGGAUACGAACUCGAUCAAGCAGAUGAUUGACAAGGAUGAGAAGACGAAGGAGCAGAAGGAGCAACAACACUCCAAUCUGCGCCGAGUCGUAGCCUACUGCAUGAACAAAUCAGACUGUCGUCGAUCUCAAGUCCUCCAGUACUUUGGCGAAGUCUUCCCCUCCGAGUCCUGCCACCACACGUGCGACAACUGUUGCAAUGCGGCCAAGAACCACCAGGCCGCCAUGCUGCAAGACUUGACUGAUCAGGCUCGUCAAGCAGCGGAGAUGGUUCGAGAUCUCAAUCAGCGGAGCAGGUCGGGAGCGAAGAGUGGGUGGACGAUGUUGCACUUCGUUGAUGUGUUUCGGGGCAGUCAGAGUAGGGCAGUCAGAGACAGUGGGCAUCACAGCCAUAAGUGGGCUGGUGCCGGGAGCACGAUGAAUAGAGGAGACGUGGAACGGCUUUUCCAGCAUCUGACGGUGCGCGAAGUCUUCAACGAGCGAUCAGAGGUCAACGCAAUGGGCUUUGCCAACGCCUAUCUCGAGUUGGGGCCAGGUGCGGAGGCACUGUUCAAAGGGGAGACCAAGGUGGAGCUGAGCGUCCAGAGACCUACGGCCCCGGUGACUGCAACGCUGCAAGCUGCUAAUCGCAAGGCCGCCGCCAACUCGAGGGGGACGGCGCCCAUGGCUAGGGGACGGGUCGGGGACGAUUUUGAUUUCGAAGACGAAGAGGAGGAGCAACCCUACGAUGCAUGGGAUAUCACCAACGUGGACCUAUCGCCUAGUCCGGGUCCGCCUGCUGGCGGCGGUGGUGGGAAUGACCGUCUUUUCCCGCCGCGAGGCAUGCUCGAGCGCUCUGCAAGCUUCGAGGCUCUCCAUCCCCGUGGGUUGACCAGGCCUAGUAGAACGAAUGCAGCUUCAGGACUGGCAUGGGCCAAUGCCGGUGGAGCGAGGAGCAACAAUAUCAGAGACCUCAAUCGGACCACGACGAGCAAUGCGGUCGGGCGCGCCAUGGCCAUCGAGAUUGCCGACGAAGAGGAAGAUGAUGUGGUUUUCGACGAUGACUUCGAACCCGACUGUCAGCCGCCGCAGCAGAGGGGUCGGCUGAACAUUGCGUCGACGACCUCUCGUAAUGGCGUUCGCAAUGGUGGCAACGAUGUCGACCUCAGUCGCUUUGCCAAUCAUGACGUGGAUACCAACGGCACUACCAGAGCGGCGAAAAGAGGACGAGCGUCCGACCCUUCACCCUCGAAUGGUCGUCAUGCCACUGGUGGGGGUGGAGCGAGCAUUGCGCAUAUGCCGCUACCAGGGAGAGGGAGAGCGGGAGGACCGGCCAAGAGGUCGGCUGCAUUCUGA